AUGCAUGGGAUGGAGAUGAAUUUAGACGACAUCAUCGGGCGGCUCUUACUGCACCCCUCUCACAAUAGCGCUGCUGCCGCCGCCACCCCCAACGCCACCGCCGGGGUCUACGUAGACCGUCAACGCAAGUACACUCGUCUGUCACGUCUGAGUGCCUUCAGGCAGGCGCAGGGGAUGGAUUCGCCGCGACACCCAUGCGCCACGAGCUCCCAGAAGGAAUUGUCGGAGGCCGAGGUGCGUUACCUUGUCAUGGAGUCACGCUUGCUGUUCAUGUCACAGCCGAUGCUAGUGGAGGUGGUGGCGCCAGUCCGCAUUUGCGGCGACGUGCAUGGGCAGUACCACGACCUGCUGCGCCUCUUUGACCUUGGCGGCUACCCACCGGAGGCCAACUACCUCUUCCUCGGCGAUUACGUGGACAGGGGCGACCAGUCCCUCGAGAGCAUCUGUCUUUUGCUGGCGUACAAGCUGCGUUUCCCGGAAUCCUUCUUUUUGCUCCGCGGCAACCACGAGUCUAGCAGCAUCAAUCGCAUCUACGGCUUCUUUGAUGAGUGCAAGCGGCGCUACAGCGUGCGGCUGUGGAAGCAGUUCACAGACACGUUUAACUGCAUGCCGGUGGCGGGGCUGGUGGAGGGGCGUAUUUUGUGCAUGCACGGCGGCCUGAGCCCGGAGCUGAGGCAGCUAGACCAAAUUCGCUGCAUCCUGCGGCCAACCGACGUGCCCGACAGCGGCCUCAUCUGCGACCUUCUCUGGGCCGACCCGGGCGACUGCGUCGGCUGGGGCGAAAACGACCGCGGCGUCUCAUGGACGUUUGGCCAGGACAUUGUGCAGAAGGCGUUGAAGGAGUUUGACCUCGACCUUAUAUGCCGCGCGCACCAGGUGGUGGAUGCCGGCUACGAGUUCUUCGCCGCCCGUCGCCUUGUCACGGUGUUCUCGGCGCCCAACUACUGCGGCGAGUUUGACAACGCCGGCGCCUUUAUGAUCGUCGACGAGAACCUCACCUGCAGCUUUGCGCAAAUUGAGCCCACCAAUACCAUGCUGCGCUACUCCUUUUAA
Messenger RNA from Trypanosoma conorhini, 1053 nucleotides. Its product is annotated as serine/threonine-protein phosphatase PP1. The record is from RefSeq and is a predicted model, not a curated record. Gene Ontology annotation, cellular component: cytoplasm; nucleus. The transcript has a single exon. Lineage: Eukaryota; Euglenozoa; Kinetoplastea; Trypanosomatida; Trypanosomatidae. Gene Ontology annotation, molecular function: protein serine/threonine phosphatase activity. The coding region runs from base 1 to 1053 and encodes 350 amino acids.